AUGGUCGCCGAAGACUCUGCCUCUUCACCGCUCAUGCCUCCUUCUCUGAUCGUUGAGCCCCCGGAGAUUGACGUGGAGUCGGGGCCGGACGAGCAAAUUCAGUGCCGCUUCUGCUUUGAAACUAAAGGUAGGGAUUUUAUUGCCCCUUGCAAGUGCAAAGGCACAUCCAAAUAUGUUCACAGGAAAUGUUUGGAUAAUUGGCGUGCUGUGAAGGAAGGGUUUGCAUUUGCUCAUUGCACAACUUGUAUGGCUCCUUACUAUUUAAGAGUCCAUACUGCUCAUCCAAAAUGUCGAAUUUUGAAGUUCCAAUUUUUUGUGACCAGAGAUAUUCUAUUUAUCUUGCUUGCUAUGCAGUUGGUUAUUGCUUCAUUGGCGUAUUUGGUGUAUCUUAUUGAUGGUCAUGAGAACUUUUGGCUUCGUCUCACCUGGGGUUUUGGAAGCAAACUUGCUUUCUACUACAUAUGUGGGGCACUGUUGUUUUUUGCUUUGCUGGGCUUAUCUGGCUGCUUCAUAAUGUGUAAUCAUGCAAGUGUGUUCGACAAUCUAGAUCAACAAUGUCAAGAAUCGUGUAUUUGUUGUUGUGACCACAGCUUCGUUCAUUUGUUGUGUGGUGAUUGCCGUAUGUGCGACGCCCCACUUUUCUCGAAUGAUUGUACCAGAUGCAUCGAUGCUUGUUCUAAUACAACUGGUGAAUGUUGUUGCCCGCGAGGUGAUGGUGAAUCUGGGUUGCCAUUUUUAAUUACGGCGGCUUUAGUUGUGCUGCUACUGUUUGUUGUAUUCGGUAUAUUCUUCAGUGUGUUGGUGGCCACAAUGGUUGGACAAAGGAUUUGGCAACGGCACUACCACAUACUUGCAAAAAGAAUGCUAACGAAAGUAUAUGUUGUGGAGCAUGUUGACGAUGCGACUGGAUCUGAUUGGCGUCCCCCGUCUCUCCCCACCGAACAUUAUGAGCAGCUCAGAACUCUUCGACUUCUAUGA
Molecule: messenger RNA, 978 nt
Organism: Fraxinus pennsylvanica
Lineage: Eukaryota; Viridiplantae; Streptophyta; Magnoliopsida; Lamiales; Oleaceae
Source: the annotation of a GenBank genome assembly